AUGUCCUUCCUAUCCCUCCCACCAGAACUAUGUCUCCAAAUCGCCAAACUCCUAAAACCAAAUCGUGAAGCCUUGCGUAACUUUCGCCUGGCAACGAAAUCGGCUUAUGAUAUAACCACCGAAGUCCUCUUCGAAGAAGUUAGCAUACACUAUGGAGUCACCCGCUCCGUCUCACAAAUGAAUGGUUUGGCAGAUUCACCUACAGUACGACCAUCGGUACGAUCGCUAUUUCUGCCUGGUGAAUCGUUUUUUCCUAUUUCCGAAGACUUUACAUUCCCUGAGUACACCAAAUUCCCUUGGACUCGUAAUCCCGAGAGAACUUCAGAUGCUCUCAAACAACCCAAAAAAAGCAAUGCUCGCGGUAAUCACUUGCGAUACCGCGAUCUCGAAACGAACCCCACGAUCUUCCACGAAAGCCCCUCCCGGCCAUGGGUUGAAUACAACCCCAAAUUACAAAGAUACAAACGGCAACGAGAUGAGUAUACCAACUCAUUAGUAAAUCUUAUUAAAUCGCUCCCAAACCUAAAAAGGAUCCAUAUAGCUAUAGGAGUCUUUUGGGCAGCCUUGAGAAUGGACGACUGGUGUAUUCUGUUUAGAGAUACACUUUGGAGGGUUAUUGCUGAUACUGGUGGGGUAUGUGAGAUUGAGAUUUCAAUACCGCGGGCUGUGAAGGCGGUUUGGUUGAUGUUCGGGGGGUAUGACGUGGAGAGGCUACUGGGGGGUGAGAAGGCCGAUGAUGGUCGGGCUGUGGUGUUUCCGAACAUCACAUCCUUCAAAAUAAACGCUAAUUCUCUAUCGCAAGAAGCGCCUGUAUCCAUCCUAAAGCGCGGAUUUACCGGGUUCUUCUCUCAUCUCCCCAAUCUCACCUCCUACAGUUUCAAAAACUCCCACCCUCUCAUCUCAUUCGACUUCCCCCCUCCCGCCUCUAUCUGUCCAAAGCUCUCAUCCCUUCAUCUAUCCAACAUUAAGCUCGAGGGGAACAAUCCCCUAGUAUAUAGAGUAUUUCAAAACACCAUAGCAGGGUGUUCCCUGCUGGAAUACCUAGAGCUAGAUACAAUAGUGAUAGUUCCGACGUAUGACACAAAACCGAUAACUACUCCCACAGCAAUCAGACAGACCGAGGGGUUAUCAUACCUCGCAGCGACGGGUUACUAUCCUACGUACAUAGAUGCAGAAAUAGUUCCACUCGACCUGACUGGUUGUCCCCUUCCAGAUUUAACCUGGGGGGACUUUUUCGCCCUUUGGGCAAAUUCAUUGAAGAUGUUGAAGGGAGUUGGAUUUAGACGGUUGGUCUAUGGGAGGAAAUCAUUGGGUUGGGGGGGCAGGGAUACGAGGGAUAUUUUACUUCCCAUGUCGGAUUCGGAGCCCCGUGCUUUGGCGAGGGAGGUGGGCGGAGGGGAGGUGGAGGUUAUUAGUCCCUUCCGACGGGACUAUUCUGAAUUACAGGCGUUGAAGAGGAAGGUGAGUGGUGGAAGCGGGGAGGGUGCAUUUUGUGGGGAUGGGGAUGGGGAUGGGGGAGGGGGAGGGGGAGGGGGAGGGGAGGUUUGUAGGUAUAAGUAUUGGCGGUUUGGUGAGAUUCCUAAGGCUUUGGGAGGGGGGUGA
Molecule: messenger RNA, 1602 nt
Organism: Orbilia oligospora ATCC 24927
Lineage: Eukaryota; Fungi; Ascomycota; Orbiliomycetes; Orbiliales; Orbiliaceae
Exons: 3
Coding region: 1-1602 (533 amino acids)
Source: RefSeq, a predicted model, not a curated record